This is a messenger RNA of Funneliformis mosseae, 123 nucleotides long. NCBI's taxonomy places the organism in Eukaryota, Fungi, Glomeromycota, Glomeromycetes, Glomerales, Glomeraceae. The record is from the annotation of a GenBank genome assembly.
AUGAAUUCAAAUGCUUCUCCAAUUGAAACUGAUUCUGAAGUUUUUGUUAAAGAAAUUGAUGAUAUUGAUGAAGAUAAUACUUUUAUUACUUCUGAAUAUUGGGAACAAGAAUUAAAUGAGUAG